UUGUCGACCUUAACGAACUUUCUGACAAACCUAAUGCUCGAAUCUUCAGAAUCUAUGGUGACGUAAUUCAACUAUCAAAUACUUUGGAAAUUCCACAUUUGGAUGGCAGUGGUAUUAUUUUGAUUGCAGCAAGACAAGUUGAAAUUAAACCAGGAUGUCAAAUAAUUGUUAAUUACAAGAAAUUCUUUCGAAUAGUAAUAUACACUAAAGAAAUGACUUCUGAACUUGAAAUUAUCGCCAAAAAUCAACUAAAAAAUGAUGAUUCAUCAAAAUUCGUUAUUAACAAAUUAAAAGAUGAUAAAUGCGUUGGUAAAUUACUUACUAUACGCGAUGGCAAGAACCCUGAAUAUAAAGACAUACAUGUAUUUGAUAAAAUUAUCCUUAAAAAUCAUUCAUUCCUUAAAAUAGUACGAUACUCUUUACUCAUCGCAAGUGUCUUAUUUUAUGAUAAUCCUGAAAUUACACGAUCAAUCCUCGAUUGGAUAAGUAAAAUAACCAAAUCACAAUCGGAAACAAAAGAACAAUCUAAAAUAAAAGAAUUAUACUAUCAAGCGCUUUCGAUUCUUGUACAAUUAGAUAUUUUUGAAGAAAGAAGGAAUAAUGAAAUUUCAUUUGUUCCAUUAUUGGAUAAACAAUUCUACAAAAAUGGGAUAAAUGAAUUUAUGGAUACUGUAAAAUUUUAUGAAGAUAAAUAUAGGCAAUUUCUAAAUAAAAGUGAUAAAAUUGAUCAAAUGAAAUUAGAAUCCGAAUUUUCAUUAGAAAAUAUUAAUGAUGAAACCGAAUUGCAUGAUAAUUUAAAAAGGAAUGAAUAUGAACGUUAUGAUUCAGCAUCUAAAUUGGUGAAAAAGAUAGAAGACGAGUUAAAGGAGAAACAAAAUGUUGUAAACAACGCAUGUGAACAUUUUAAAGAAGAAAUUGAAAAAUGGAAGGAUCAAAAGAUCUAUGAGGCACAAAUGAACGUGUUAUUUUCAGUUUUUAACUUAGCUAUACAUAUUGGUACAAUUGUCAUCAGACCUGAUGGCAUAGUUAACAUUAUUGAAUCUAUAGAAAAGACAUCUAUUUCGGUUCAAGAUGCUCUGAAUGCUAGUGAUAAAGUAAAAGCAUUCAUUGACGAAAACAAGGACUUAAAUGACAUAAAGGAUAAAAUUGAAACAAUUCAAAAAAUUGAAGAAGAUUUAAAAAAUAAUUGCGACAAGGCUAAAGAUCUGAAUAAUAGUGUGAUAACAGAGCAAAAAAGAAUCGAAUCUUUGGAU
This is a messenger RNA of Racocetra fulgida, 1253 nucleotides long. NCBI's taxonomy places the organism in Eukaryota, Fungi, Glomeromycota, Glomeromycetes, Diversisporales, Gigasporaceae. The record is from the annotation of a GenBank genome assembly.